AUGGCGGGACCUUUACUGUAUACUCGUUUAAAUAAUCGAGUAAUUUUCAAGCAAAGCAAUACGAAUGGCGAGAAAGAUGGGGUGCUCUCGUUGGGUCCUACGGAACUGGAUAUCAGCAUUGAACCUUUAGAUUCGUUUCCCACAUUAGCAGACAUACGUAAGGUUGCGGGUAUUAUUGGCUGUAUUAAAUUAAAGACCAAUUCAUAUGUUAUUAUAGCUCACAGAGUUGAGGAGUACGGCACGCUGGCUGGCCACAAAGUUUUUAAAGUUGUGGAACAUACGAUUAUUCCUUUGAACAGCCUUGCCAAGAAGGACAAGGACGAACAACAGUACUUAGCUCUUCUGGAUUUACAUUUGUCAAAUGCGACACUCUUCUUUUCAUACACCUACGAUUUGACUAAUUCAGCCCAACGGAAUGAGAAGCUAGGGGCCUAUUCCUGGCAAACUGCUGAUACUCGCUUUUUCUGGAACCAUUUCGCGACCGAGAACCUCAGAAAAAUUGCAGCAGAAGAUCUGCGCGCUGCUGGCUAUAUCCAACCUAUGAUCUUCGGCUACGCUCGUUUCGUUCAAUCGUCACUCCAAGGAACUCCUAUCACGAUCGGGCUUGUCACGAGAAGAAGCAUAUUCCGAGCUGGAACAAGGUAUUUCAGACGUGGAAUUGAUGUCGAAGGAAAUGUCGCAAAUUUCAACGAAACUGAACAGUUUCUAGUAACCGAAAGCGGCACCAAAAAUGGCCACAAUGACUUCUUCUCUUUCCUGCAAACUCGAGGAUCAGUGCCUGUUUACUGGGGAGAGGUCAAUACCUUGAAGUACAAGCCAAACCUUGUUUUGGGGGAGAGCUCCUCAUUAGAUGCCUUUUCCAAACAUUUUGAGCAACAGAAGGAGCUGUACGGUGUAAACUACUUAGUGAAUUUGGUGAAUCAGAAAGGUCAUGAACUACCGGUUAAGAACUCUUACGAAUCUGCAGUGAGUGCUUUGAAUGAUCCUAAGAUUCAUUACGUUUACUUCGACUUUCAUCACGAGUGUCGUAAAAUGAAGUGGCACAGGGUAAAACUGCUCAUUGACCAUCUCCAAAAGAUGGGUCUGGACCCUAAAGACGUCUUUCAUAAGUCAAUGGAUUUGAGUGGUAGGACCAUUGAAGUUUUAAGGGAGCAAAGUUCCGUUGUAAGGACUAAUUGUAUGGAUUGUUUGGACAGAACCAAUGUGGUUCAAUCAGUUCUUGCUCACUGGGUUUUGCAACAAGAAUUUGUGACAGCUGGCGUUAUUUCUCCUGAGCUAGUAUGGGAACAAGACCUUAAACUUUUGGUUCAGUUCCAGAGCUUUUGGGCAGAUAAUGCCGAUGCUGUGAGUUCUGCCUAUUCGGGAACAGGUGCCUUGAAGACGGAUUUCACGAGAACUGGAAAGCGCACCCAUUCUGGAGCACUUCAGGAUUUUGUCAACUCCGUUUCGCGUUACUACCAGAAUAACUUGACGGAUGGUCCACGUCAAGACAGUUUCGAUUUGUUUUUAGGGAACUUCUUGCCUUAUCGAGUAGGAGCUCAGUCCCCAUUCGACGAUAGAAGACCAUUCACUAUACAAAUUGUUCCCACUGUUAUCUGUGCAGCAUUGACAGUCAUAGCCGCCACCAUAUUUUUCCCCAAAGACCAUUUUACCAGUGUUAAGAACUUGUCGUUUUUGUUUUUCUCCACCACUAUUUUGGGCCUAUCGGUGAGAUUUAUUCUUCAAAAUGGCGUUCAAUAUGUUAACUGGCCAAAAUUUGUAGACCUUGGAUUCUUGGUUGCGGUUCAGACCCAUAACAAAGAGCGCACAUUCAAAGGAGUAAGAUUUGUUCAAAGCUCCAGCUUCGCUAAACCAGGUGAUACAAAGAGGGAUUAG
This is a messenger RNA of Lachancea dasiensis, 1875 nucleotides long. The record is from the annotation of a GenBank genome assembly. NCBI's taxonomy places the organism in Eukaryota, Fungi, Ascomycota, Saccharomycetes, Saccharomycetales, Saccharomycetaceae.